UGCUAACUAUUCCCCUUGCCGUUUGUUGUCUUGUCGUACAUAUCCUACUCGUCGUAUAUAUUAUAUUCUCUUCUGUGUAUAUCUUCCAGCGCAUCGCUGUCGCCUCUUUUGCCGCCCCGCUCCCCUAUAGUGCGACUCCCGUUUGUCUUGCCAUAUGGGAUUUUUCGACCACCUCCAGAAAGGAGGCGCCUUUUCUCUACAACCGAAGAAGCCUCAGAUCCGCAAGGUUGUUCAGACGCGAACCGCUCCUGCUUCGCGAUCCACGUCCCAGACCCCAGGUCCCUCAUCCCGAACCCCUCCUGCUCAGCUCAAAGCGCAACAAUCAGCAAGCAGAUCCGUCUCCAGGGACCGUGACCCCCCGUCUGCGAAAAGGCGACAUGGCACACCGGCGCAGAGUCGGAAGCGUCAAACUCCGGAAUUACGGCUCUCGAGCGAUGACGAUGCGAGCGACACGGACUCUUCGUUUGAGGUGCGCAAACGGGCUAGGACAGGCGAUAGCGCGGAACCAGACCCUGCUAGGCGCGUGCGAUCCUUAAAGGCUUUUUCCGAAGAUAGCGUCCGGUCACUCCCUAUGAUACAUGCUGCCGAUAUUACAUCUCGCCAGAAGGCCGGCAACUUUAAGCCUGCGUUUGGGGCAGCCAAGCCGCUACCGGAGCUACUCCUGCAGUAUCCCAGCACUUCGGCCCCGGAGAGGUAUAACCUUGUGGUGCCUCGAGACCAUGAUGAUUUCAAGCCUAUCGACGACAUUGUUCAGGUCCUCGACAUCGUGUCACAGAAUUAUAUCCCAGACGAAGCGGCAGACGAAUUCAAUAAUGAAUCGACUGGAAUCAAGCGCAGACUACGACGAGCCCUUGCCCAUUCAUCUGAAGCGGAUUUCCGGAGUGUUGUGAACGAGUACAAUGAGGCAAUCGUGCGGUUAAGGCGUGAUGGCAGUAUCGCAAAGAAACUGGAUUCGACGAGCCGCCUUAAUUUACCUCACGUGGAAAGGAUCCUGAAUCAAAUAUACUCGCGCACUGUCUCGCCUCGGGUCGAGUCGCUUCGCCAGUAUGAGAAUGGAACGGACAACGUGUACGGAGAACUUCUUCCGCGCUUCAUUAGCACUAUAUUCAAGGAAACGGGGCUAAAGUCCGGUCAAGUUUUUGUCGACCUGGGCUCCGGAGUUGGUAACGUUGUCCUCCAAGCGGCGCUUGAGAUUGGAUGUGAAAGUUGGGGCUGUGAAAUGAUGGACAAUGCAUGUGACCUGGCCGAUCUGCAGCAGGCGGAAUUCAGGUCACGAUGUCGGCUAUGGGGCAUCGCUCCCGGGAAGACGCACCUCGUUAGGGGUGAUUUCCUGAAGGAGCAGCCCAUUAUCGAUGUUCUGAAACGCGCUGAUGUCAUCUUGAUCAAUAAUCAGGCGUUCACUCCGCAAUUGAAUAACGAACUAAUCAAUCACUUCUUGGAUAUGAAGGAAGGGUGCCAGAUCGUAUCCCUGAAAUCCUUUGUGCCCGCGGGACACAAAAUCCAAUCCCGCAAUCUCAACUCGCCCAUUAAUCUACUGAAAGUCAAGCAGAGGAACUAUUGGUCGAACAGCGUAAGUUGGACCGACGUUGGCGGUACCUACUUCAUCGCGACCAAGGACAGCUCCCGCCUGAAAGCUUUCGUAGAUAGCAUGCAAUGAUCUGAUGCUACCUCCCUGAAUGCCUUUCCUCGUUUCACGACCGCAAUGCUCCACUACUUUCGGUUUCUUGUAUUGAUACUUUCUUCUUUUUUUCUCUUUUUCUUUUUGGCAUUUAUCCAUGGUCGGGCUUAGGACGUGAUACCAAGGUUUAUCAUUCAGGCAUCUGCAUCAGCGCGUGCUAGGGCAAUCCUAGUACUUUUUAUUUUCAGUACAUAAAUCUGCCCACUUCUGCUAUUGAUCUUCGAAGCUGUGAUGAGAAACGACCCGUGAGACGAUGGUACAUUGUGGAUAGAUGGCAUCUUUUGAAGACAGUUUGGCUUGUGCGCCUCUAACAGCAUAGCAUGCAUCCCUGGCAUUUAUCAAACCGACAUUCGAACUUUUGAUUAGCCACCGCCCUCCUUCAUAGCGUCCUUGCAACAGAGCCUGGCUGAUGCGAGCAACCCUUGAAGCCAGUGAACAUAUCAGCCAGCACCAUGGAAGCGGAGUCGCCACCAUACGGUAUUGUCGCAAUGAAGUGAUAGCGAGCCGAAUCAUACAUCGGGCGGAAAAGACUGCGAUGCUGUGACUUCGAGUGUUGUAUAUAGAAUUAUUUGGCUGGAUAGCUAGGGGCAGCCUCCAGAACCUCCGACGUGGCGUGCACCCGCCCACGCGGAGUUAAGAAUAGACUAAGAAAGCAUAUCAGAAUAAAG
Messenger RNA from Aspergillus welwitschiae, 2346 nucleotides. RefSeq names its product histone methyltransferase DOT1 (gene dot1). Bases 155 to 1657 code for a protein of 500 amino acids. The transcript has a single exon. Gene Ontology annotation, biological process: DNA repair; subtelomeric heterochromatin formation; regulation of transcription regulatory region DNA binding. Gene Ontology annotation, molecular function: histone H3K79 methyltransferase activity; histone binding. Gene Ontology annotation, cellular component: nucleosome; nucleus. Lineage: Eukaryota; Fungi; Ascomycota; Eurotiomycetes; Eurotiales; Aspergillaceae. The record is from RefSeq and is a predicted model, not a curated record.